Puntigrus tetrazona (Sumatra barb) is the source of this 1151-nucleotide messenger RNA. It is a transcript of the gene diablob, whose product is annotated as diablo, IAP-binding mitochondrial protein b. The transcript has 6 exons. The record is from RefSeq and is a predicted model, not a curated record. Gene Ontology annotation, biological process: neuron apoptotic process; intrinsic apoptotic signaling pathway in response to oxidative stress. Lineage: Eukaryota; Metazoa; Chordata; Actinopteri; Cypriniformes; Cyprinidae. Bases 56 to 760 code for a protein of 234 amino acids. Gene Ontology annotation, cellular component: mitochondrion.
GUGCAAUUCUCAGUCAACACCGACAGGGAGAGAACUUCAUUUCUUCAUCUCAAAUAUGGCGGCUUACCGAAGAAAACUGUUUGCUGUAGGAUUGAGCUGUGCAGCGUCCCUGAGCAGAGGCUCCAGUCAGAGUAGACGCGGACUGGCAGCGCUGCCCACCCUCCUCAGGAGGAACUGGAUGAGCUUGAGUCUCACAGGUGCUCUGUGUGCUGUUCCUUUCAUCCAGAAUCCGGAAAAUCUGACCCAUGAAGAUCUGGUGCGGAGAGCAUCAUCUCUGGUCACAAACAGUGCUAAUACUUACCUCUCACAAACUACUUUAGCACUGCUUGAUUCCAUCUCAGGUUAUGUUAAGGCUAUAAGCGGUCUUGUGACGAUCCACAGGCGCUAUUCAUCUUCGAUCAGCAAAUUUACUCCUGCGGAGGAGGAUGCAGUCUGGCAGGUCGUUCUUAGACAGCGUCAAGAGGUAAUUGACAGGAGAAACGAUUACAAACGAUUUCAAUCCUGCUGGAUGACGGCCAUCAAUCUUUCAAAGCUGGCAGCAGAAGCAGCUUUCAAUGCAGGGGCUGACCAAGCUUCUGUGGCAGCUCAGAACAGUCUACAGCUCACACAGUCCCAGGUGGAACAAGUUCGGCUGCAGAUGCAGGAAGCUGAGAGACAACUCAAAAACUCUAAAGCUGAGGACAGCGAGAGGCUUCAGAAUGCUCUCAGUGCUGCAAUGAAGGAGGAAGACGUCCCGGAUGCAUAUCUACGAGAGGACUAGUCACAUCGAGACAGCUUUAAAGCAUCUUAAGCACUCUGGUUCAAAGGCCUGCACCACUACUGAAGCACAGAAUUAUAUUUCUGUUUGAUUAAUAGGACAAAUGCUGUGAAAUGUGGGAGAAUCUGCGGUGCAGCCAGGAGAAUUUAUGUAAACGAUGCAUAAGUAUUAAAUACAAAACUAUGAGGGCAGGAAAAGGGAUAAAAACUUUCUAGAUCAUGGGCUGCACAUUUGUUUGUAAUUGAUAAAUGCAAUUAGAAUUUAAUGCCAUUUAAAUUUAAAUCAAUUCAUCAAAAUCAGCUUUUUUACCUGGUAGACAAUAUGAGUGAGUUAUGAUUACAGACAUAUACUACCUUUGUGAUUUCUUUCAUUUUUAAAUAAACAGUAAAAAAUA